Molecule: messenger RNA, 1492 nt
Organism: Mizuhopecten yessoensis (Yesso scallop)
Lineage: Eukaryota; Metazoa; Mollusca; Bivalvia; Pectinida; Pectinidae
Exons: 2
Coding region: 776-1477 (233 amino acids)
Source: RefSeq, a predicted model, not a curated record
AUGAAUUAGACUGCAACAUUCAGUAAAUUGAACGAGACGUGAUUAUGCGCCUGGUAGACUAGACUCUUGUUGCCUGCGCAAACUACGACGACUAGAGAGUCUCUUGAAGUGAUCAAGGCGUCUGGUUGAACGAGACUAUGCGUCUGGUUUAACGCGACUAGUAGGAGUAGUAAUGGAUGGAUUUUGACGUCAGCACAGUUUAUUUCUGAUCAUGCAGAUGAACUACAUCGAAGACCUGAGAUCAUGAUCAUCUGCCAAAAACAUGGUAUUCAAGGUUGCUGAUUCCACACCGAGUUUGAUGAUGUUUUCAACCCCUCCAUUGCCAAGUAUAACGGUGCGAGUGGACCUUUCGAAGCAUUUCUAAUAGAUAAUGAUCUUUCGAUCCAUGUGCGACAUGUGUGUGAAAGUGACGAUUUGUUUCUAAAAUAUCAGGUUGAACUGCGCUCCGGGCACGGGUCGCAUUUUCCCGCAUAUUAUAGAGGGCCGGAGUUCUGACGUUAAUCGACGGCAGACCGAUAUGAAAAAAGUCGAUUAAACGUCAGAAUAAUUCGGACUACAGCUGGAAAAGAAUCGAGGGAGAAAGUAGUAUGGUCAGAUGACCUCAUUAACUCUUUUAACCGCACUAAACAUGCCUUGGGCAGUAAUAAGAUCAUAUCUCUACCUCAGCCUGGUGACUCGCUAUGGAUCGUGACCGACGGCUCUGUCAAAAGCAGAGGAAUAGGAGCCACUCUUUACAUCCUCAAGAACGGCAAACUCCUGUUGACCGGCAUCUUCAAUGCAGAAACAUCAAGUAUUAUGGCUACCCUGCGAGAUAGAGGCCUUGGGCAUUGGAGCUGCCAUAAAAAAAUAUCCCUACAUCAUCCAAGCCUCGAGUACUAAUCAGGUUCUGACGGACGGCAGACCAUGUGUCCAGGCUUAUGAAAAGCUGCAGCGGGGCGAGUUCUCUGCAAGUUCGAGGGUGACUUCCUUCCUAUCGAUCGUCAGUCGUUAUGCUAUACACGUUCGCCAUAUCGCAGGAAUCGCCAAUCUCCCAUCCGACUUUGCCAGCAGGAACCCCAUCGAAUGUCUCGACUCUUCAUGUCAGGUUUGCAAGUUUAUAGCAGAAAUGGAAGAUUCUGUCGUCCGCGAUGUAUCUGUGAAUGAUGUUCUUGAACUGACAAUCCACAUGCCGUUUACCAGCCGCGCCGCAUGGCUCGCAUCACAACAUAGGUGUCCAGACUUACGACGCGUUCACUCUCAACUCAGCCAAGGUACCCGUCCUUCUAAGAAGGCCACCAAGAUCCCUGAUGUCGAGCGCUACCUCAGGGACGUUGUUAUAGCUUCCAACGGCCUGCUUGUCGUUAGAGAAUCUCAACCGUUCCAACCUACACACGAACGUAUUGUUGUUCCACGCACGGCCCUUGAUGGGUUAUUGACAGCCUUUCAUAUCCGAUUCAGCCACCCGUAUAUGUAUAAAGUAUCUCUAGGAGUCGAAUAAAGUUUGAACACGGAA